AUGACCUACACAGUAGAAUUUGAGAUCAAGUUCAUCCGAGAAGUAACACCAUAUAUCAAGAAGCCAUCAUUAGUAUCAGAUCUACCAUGGGAAGGUGCAUCUCCUCAGUCACCAAGCUUUAGUGGCAGUGAGGACUCUGGUUCUCCAAAACACCAGAACAGCACCAAGGACAGGAAGGUCAUCCCUCUCAAAAUGUGCUUUGCUGCUAGAAACCUAAGCAUGCCGGAUCUGGAAAACAGAUUGAUAGAACUCCAUUCUCCUGAUAGCAGGAACACGCUGAUCCUACGCUGCAAGGAUACAGCCACAGCACACUCCUGGUUCGUAGCUCUCCACACCAACAUAAUGGCUCUCCUCCCACAGGUACUGGCUGAACUCAAUGCCAUGCUUGGUGCAACCAGGACGGCAGGAGGCAGCAAGGAGGUCAAGCACAUUGCCUGGCUGGCAGAACAGGCAAAACUAGAUGGUGGAAGACAACAAUGGAGACCUGUCCUCAUGGCUGUGACUGAGAAGGAUUUACUGCUUUAUGACUGUAUGCCAUGGACAAGGGAUGCCUGGGCAUCACCGUGUCAUAGCUACCCUCUUGUUGCCACAAGGUUGGUUCAUUCUGGCUCCGGAUGUCGAUCACCCUCACUUGGAUCUGACCUUACCUUUGCUACCAGAACAGGCUCUCGGCAGGGCAUUGAGAUGCAUCUCUUCAGGGUGGAGACACAUCGGGAUCUGUCAACCUGGACCAGGAUACUUGUUCAGGGUUGCCAUGCUGCUGCUGAGCUAAUUAAGGAAGUCUCUCUAGGCUGCACGCUAAAUGGCCAAGAGGUAAGAUUCACUGUCCACUAUGAAAAUGGGUUCACUAUCUCCAAGGAAAAUGGAGGUUCCAGCAGCAUAUUGUAUCGCUACCCCUUUGAAAGGCUGAAAAUGUCUGCUGAUGAUGGCAUCAGAAAUCUGUAUCUGGAUUUUGGUGGUCCUGAGGGAGAACUGACCAUGGACCUUCACUCUUGUCCGAAGCCGAUCGUUUUUGUAUUGCACACGUUCUUGUCAGCCAAAGUCACUCGCAUGGGACUGCUCGUAUGAGCAGCACAAAAUCAGAAAAGAGUCAUGAAUGUCACAAGAAGUAUUUCCACCUCAAAAAAAAAAAAAAAAAAGCACAAAAAGAAAGCUCUUUGCUCUCCCCUCCAGCACAGUGCCUUGACAAGGACCUGCAGAUCACUGCUGACCAGUAACCGUGUUUAAAGAAGAGCCUGCCUUUCACAAGCUACCUUGGCCAGAAAUUCUAGGACUCUAAUAAGUUCCAAACGAAGCUGUUGAUUUAUUGCCUCAUUUCCUAAUGUGGUUUCUAAGUCACUAGGUUUAUUUCCCCUAUGAAGAAGGAUGGCUCGUUGUGGGUUUUUUUGGACAUAAUCAAAUAUCCAAUUUUUUUGGACAUAAUCAAAUAUCCAAGAGUUGUUUUCAUUUUCUUCUUCCUACAGGAUUUGUUCCAAGCUUAGCCUUGACAUCUUGCUUAGUUCAACCAUCUCUUGCCACAUGCUAGUUUACAGCCACCUGUGCUUGGCCAUUCUAGAUAGGUCGGAUGUGGUUUUGGAGCUUACUGUCACAUAAUCCUUCCACCCUAGGAAGUCCUUGAAUUGCACACCAAAGCGUUCUCCCAUCUGUCCUGGCUCUCCUGCAUCCCACCCUGGCUAUCACUUUCCUACCGCAUCACGAGCUUUGCCACUCAUAAGUGCUAACUUUAGGACUUAGAACUUGUGAAAUUUGAUUUGCCUUGCCUUCCACUCCCUUUCUAGUGGCGACCAAGUUGGAAACCACUGAUUUGAAAGAAGAGGUUUGCUUGUUUUAGAUUUUUCUGAUUUAUCUUUGGUAGGAGCCAGGUGAUAAGAUUUCUUUUAAAAGAAAAUCCUCAUUUUAGCCUAAGCCAUUUUUUAUUGCUUACCAAAUGUGCCUUUGGUUAGGGUUAGUGGAGCUUUAUUAGUCACUAUUUGAAUAACUGGAUAUCACUGCCGUUCCAGGGAGAGCAUCCAUCUUAGUUUUGAGGAAUAGUCUUUGAGAUGGGUUUCCUUAGGAGUAUCUUUUCUAGUGGGCAGAUCUCAUUGAGGAAGAUAAAUCUUGGAGAGCCCACUUGUUUAAAGAGUAGGCUCUGUAAGGCCAGCUCUUCAGCACAAACAGCCGGUGGAGUUGCCUUGGGCUUUGUGGGCCCAUGCUGGAUCCUGGCCCUUUUGUCCUCUCCCUUUGUGGCAGCAGAGUGGCAUGGAUAGGCAGCUGCUAAUUCAAGACUCACUGUUGGCUUAGUAAUGCAUUCUACAGUGGGCGGGUGACGAGACCACGGAACAGCUACCUGGAUUUUGCUAAGCAUUGCCAGAUGUCAUCAUUAUGACUUAGUAGCAGUAAGAUUGCUGAUUUUGUGGUAUCAAAGAAUCACACUCAGCUUGUUUUUCCUAAUUAUGAAGGAGGUGUAUAUCUGAAAACAUUUAAAAUAGGAUAAUAGCUAUAUAAAAUGUCAAGAUUACUGCAGUCCCCAGAUCUGAAAGAAAAGGGAAUAUUGACUUGAAUGUUCUCUGAAGAAAAGUCUAGGAAUAGUUCUCACUUACUAGAUUUAUUAGGAGUACUAUAAGAGGAUGUGAGCACUUCAGAGAGUGGAGGAGGGUAGCACUCCAUAUAGGGAGGAAAAACCCCACAACCAUAAAUACAAAACAUGAGCUGUUUGGUGUGAGUGCAGACUGACCUAGGUGGGACAUUUGAAAGAGCAGACUCAUGAGCAGAGAGUUUGAGUUAGACAUUGUAACCCCACUGUCUUUCUUCUGCCCAUAAGUCAGUCCUCCUUCCCUUUGUACAGUGAGAUUAACCACAUGCAGGGGCUGGGGAGAGAUAACUGAUAACUGUUCUUCCCCCAGCUACAGUUCCAAAAAUAAAUGACUUGAUUCACUUAAAACUGGAAAUUGGAAUCUAGACUAGAAUAUGUCUUUCAAGAACUUUUUUUAUGUUUUAAAGAUUCAUAAACCUAUGUUUGGUUUCAUCUGAAGUAAAUUUGCAAGGGAAGAAAAAAAAUAUCUUGAAGGUCCAGCUGUGAUUUCUGGAAGCAGAAUUUCAACACCUAAUACCCUCAGAUAAGGGAGCUUAGACACUCUUUGCAGUGAGAGCAUUAUUAACCUGAAAAGUUGCACAAUGCAGUCACAGAUUUUGCAACAAAGCCAUGUGGUUGAGGUUUUCUUGGUUAGUGUGAAAGGCUAAGCCACUGAGAAUUUUUUCAGGCAGAACUUCUGAGCCCCCGUGCUCAUCAGUUACAUGAAAAAGAUCUCUAAAAAAAGGUGUGAUAAACAUGUGAGCAGGAGAAGGUAAAGUGUGUGAGCCAUUUUGGCUCAUUUUGUUCAAGCUUGGUUUUUUAAAUCUUUUGAGUCUUAAUGUGAAAUGAAAAUGUGUGGGAGAUUUCCUUUGACCACUAGCACCCCCAAGAGCAAGAGCCCUUAAGCUGCUUGUGUAACAUCAACAGCUUUCCAAUCAUGGGUGACCAGCUUGUUCUUCAAUUAAGUGUGUUUAUGGAGUUUUCAAACCACAAAUGAAGUGCUUUUUAUGAAUAGGACAGCCUUGAUAAAUAUGUAUUUUGUAUUAAGAUGCCAAAAUAUGGCAAAUUAUUUUAACUAAAAAUGGGCAUUUGGGGUAUUUCACACCUUUUAUAGAACAGCUUAACUUGUCAUUUCUUUUUCAUUUUGAAUUAGGAAAAUUGCUGAGAAUGUUGUGGGCUUCCAUGUAUAGAAUGGAAAAGAAGCUGCAGAGUAGUAUCCACCUCAUCCCAAUGGACCCAAUUCCUGUGCCCUCAGUUACCCCCCAGACCUGGGGCUUAGACAUCUUUCCAUAUUCCACACAGAUGUCUACAAGUAGCCAAUUGGCAUGUGAAAAUUCUUCCUCCUCAUUCCCUAAAAUUUCUCCCUUUCCUCUC
Molecule: messenger RNA, 3925 nt
Organism: Leptonychotes weddellii (Weddell seal)
Lineage: Eukaryota; Metazoa; Chordata; Mammalia; Carnivora; Phocidae
Source: RefSeq, a predicted model, not a curated record